Galeopterus variegatus (Sunda flying lemur) is the source of this 1231-nucleotide messenger RNA. RefSeq names its product ras-related protein Rab-28. The record is from RefSeq and is a predicted model, not a curated record. Bases 111 to 371 code for a protein of 86 amino acids. The transcript has 3 exons. Lineage: Eukaryota; Metazoa; Chordata; Mammalia; Dermoptera; Cynocephalidae.
GGACAUAACAUUGAAAAGUAAGUCAAAUUUAAAUAUUAAAAAAUGCUUUGAUUGACUCUAACAUUGAAUUGUAUUCUCUCUUUAACACCUUUCUAGUUGAUUUGGAGCAUAUGCGAACAGUAAAACCUGAAAAACACUUACGGUUUUGCCAGGAAAAUGGCUUUAGUAGCCACUUUGUCUCAGCCAAGACAGGAGAUUCUGUCUUCCUGUGUUUUCAGAAAGUUGCUGCUGAAAUCCUUGGAAUCAAAUUAAACAAAGCAGAAAUAGAACAGUCACAGAGGGUGGUGAAGGCAGAUAUUGUAAACUACAACCAGGAACCUAUGUCAAGAACUGUUAACCCUCCUAGAAGCUCUAUGUGUGCAGUUCAGUGAGCACAUUUUUUUUUGUAUUGAUAGUUCUGGCUGCCCUUCACCCCUGAGUGGGCCCAGGACUUCUAGGAAGUUGUUUUAUCAGUGACCAUCUCUGUAGUUCAGUUAACACUUUCCAACUAACUCCCUUCAUUAUUAAGUGUUGCCUCACAGUGCAGGCAGCUCCAUGGACUGGAAAGAAUUCUACUUCAGGACCACACACUUUGAAUUCAAAAUGGAAGGCCCAUUCUCUGGAAUUAGACUGCUUCAUUGAAAAAGAAUGAUGGUUCUCUUUAUGUCCUUGCUUCUUUCUUCUAUGAUGCAAAGUUUUUUAACCAAAUAUGAAAGCUAUGCAAGUCUUGGUCGUCAGCCAGGUUUUUUGCCACAGCAAAGGUUUCAUUCUCUUAUCUGGACUCAUAUAUGUCAAAGUAUACUUUAAAGUGUAAACAUUGAAACAACUCAUAUAUUUUACGUAUAGAUACUUAAGGAGACAUUCUUUUGCUAUCUAUUGUGAGUGAAAAUAUAUAAAGCUGUAUCUAACUGAAAAUGUUUGAAAUAAGGCUGUAAUAGAAAUAUUUUUUCAUUUUUUAGAAAGGGAUAUAAAUUGUUUAUAUUGUGGUUUGCAACUCACAAAGUAGUGAGUAUUCAAUAUUGUAUUUUUAUUACUGUAUCAUGGUCAUUAUGUAAUGUGUAUAUUCAGGUUAGAUGGCUUUAUGAAUUUUGAUAAAUAAAUGUUCAGCUGAUGCUCCACGUGGAAUUUCUCUUACAGACUGCAUAAGAGUACUCCCAGGAUGAGUUAUGACAUACUGUUGGAUCAUGUGGAUCAGACUGUACCUGAUGUUCAGAUGUUUUUUUCUCAUAAAUAAACUUAUUUAAAUUAAUUA